Messenger RNA from Dicentrarchus labrax (European seabass), 6062 nucleotides. RefSeq names its product thrombospondin-type laminin G domain and EAR repeat-containing protein-like. The transcript is spliced from 17 exons. The record is from RefSeq and is a predicted model, not a curated record. Bases 1916 to 3913 code for a protein of 665 amino acids. Gene Ontology annotation, biological process: signal transduction. Lineage: Eukaryota; Metazoa; Chordata; Actinopteri; Moronidae.
CACACUCACACACACACACACACACACACUCUCUCUCUCACACUCACACACACACACACACACACACACACACACUCUCUCUCACACACACACACACACACACACACAUUGUUAUGGUCACCUGUCGGCUGUUUGGAUAUUUUCCUUCAGAAACACUUAGAGAGAUUUUAUCUUCCUCUGUUCACCGUGAACUCGUGUCUGGAUGUUUCCAGUUCUUAUCGCAGCCACACUGAAACCUCAGGGAUCAGUUUUCUAACAGCGUGUGUGAAGCGUGCUCGGCUGUAUUUACUGUAUUACUGUUAAAUGUCAUUUUAAACCUUUAAGAUUUCAUUCAGUUAUAUUGUUCACAUAUUUAACAAUUUAUGAUAAAAACAUUCACAAACACUCAAUUUAUCUGUGUUUUUAUAUCAGUAAUCAAUCAUUGUAUAUUUCUGUGAAACUAAAUGUGAUGCGUGUUUAUGUCAGCAUGAACUAACUGAUUUCAACCAAUAAUAUCCUGAUACUCACCCGUCAAUCAAACACUCACUGAUUACUGUACAAACACACAACUUUAUCUGUUUGGUUGAAACUGGAUCAGAUUUCAUGGAGAGAAUAUUAACUGCUAAUGUAGCUGCUACUCUGAAACAAUAAAUAAAUAAAUGUGUGUAGAGUUUUGUCUUUAGACGUCGUUGGACAACAAACUAAAGUUAUUUUCAGACUGAAACAAACGAAACUGAAACGUAGAGAACUGAAUGAACUCAAACAGAGUUCAGGUUCACUUUGACUCCUCUGAUCAUUUAAACUGCUGUCGUUAAUAAAUGUGUUUGAAUCUCUGCCGCACCCUCCUCACACGCUGCUGUUAACUCUUUAUGAGCCCAGGAACAACAACAACAACAACAACAACAACAACGUCUGUGGCGUAUUUAAAUCUGCCUGUUAAAGGUCAUAAAACUGAUGAUGAGAUGUGUAAAUGCUGAAGAGGCGUUUUAAAGACGACACACGAUGAAUAAUGACUUGAGGACUGCGAGGUCUUGAUGUUUACUCAGACAUGAAAAGCUGGAUCAGCUCUGAUGUGAUGUGUGUGGAUCCAGCAGAGAGCAGCUAAAGCCCAAAUAAUCCAGGUUUAAACCUGAACCUGGAUCCAGUCCAGCAGGCAGAGACACGAAUGAACCCACGAGAGUCACUGAACCUGAGCCAGUCCUCCAGUGUCUGUCCACCAGGGACAGGGAGUCCUGCUUCAGGUGUCUUCAGGUGUUCUUAAAGCAGUCGGCUGCAGACGUCGGAGCUGCAGGAAGGAGAGAAACCACAAACCCUCUGAAGAGUUCUGAAGAUCUCUGUCAGAUAAAGAGAGAGAAACAGAAACCUGUGGAGAGACUGAAAAAGGAAUAAAACUGUAAGUUUGAAGGAAGAAAGGUGGACGACAGGUGGACGACUGUAUUAUCAUCAACCGAAGACAAAAAGGUUGAAGAUGGAGAGAAUAAUCAGUUUGAAAUAGGAAAUAAAAGCAACAGGUGGAUGUUUCUGAGGACGGUGGAGAUCUUUUAUUUUUAAAGGAUCUUCCUGAAGAGAGGAGGAUGAAGAGAGGAUGAAGAGAGGAUGAAGGAAGGAGAGCUGGGAGGAAGUUCUCAGGAGAAUAAAGUUCGUCCACAGUGAAGAAACAAAGACGGAGGAAUAAUCAGACGACUUUGGUCUUCGUUGGACCGUCCUGAAUGUUCGGAACCACAGAUCCAGGAUCAGAACAGAGCCGGCUGGAUUAACCUCUGACCUCUGACCUCUGACCCAGACGUUUGAAUAAACCCUGAAGAAGAGAAUCAGAGUGUGAUUGGUCGCUGCCGCUGGUCGUCUUUAAGCCGGAGAAUGAGGGCGAGCGACGGAGGUCAAGAAGCAGACCGGUGAGGUGGAAUCAAACCCACGUCGUUGGCGGUACGCAGGCGUGAUGUUGGCGUGUCACUCCCUGCUGAUCAUCUGGGUGCUGCUCGCCGCCACAGCCCGAGGCCAGAGCUGGAGACCCUGCACAGACCUGCUGCCUCUGGACCUGCUGGCCAGAGCCUUGCCAAGUCCACGACAAGCCCCGCCCACACAGGUGCAGUUGGUUCAGUCCAGUGGGUCCAGAGGGCUCCGAUUGGCCAGCGCCGUGGCAACAGCGCUGAGUUUCCCCGCCUCCCAAAUCUUCAGCAACUGUGACUUUUUCCCUGCUGAGUUCUCAUUGGUCGCCACCUUCAAGAUCCCGAGACUGAGACAGAAGAGGAACGAGUACAUCUUCUCCGUGGUGGAGGAUGGAUCUGAUCUGCUGUUGCUGGGGUUACGUGUCUCAGAGAACCGCCUCCACCUCCUGGUCACGGCCCCCGGCGUCGGUGGGCGGAUCCGGCUGAGCUUUAAGGACGUUGGACUGGAUGAUAACCGCUGGCACACACUGGUGCUGGCCGUCACCGGACCGCACGCCACCCUAACCAUCGACUGCGGACUCCCUCUGGAGCUUAAACAGGUCCAGUCCUUCCCCAGCACUCUGAGCACCAGGGGGUCCAGGUUCUUCAUCGGCAGCAGGAGGAGGUCGAGGGGACGCUUCUCUGGUUUACUGCGUCAGCUGGUUCUACUUCCUGGUUCAGACGCCACGCCCAGACUGUGUCCAACCCGUGACCCCAGCUUGGCCGAGCUGUCCGUCCCCCAGGUCCUGAAGUCCAUCCCUCUGCAGCCGGACCACCAUGGACCAGUUUACCCGUACGAGGCGGAGGCCAGAGUGACUCUGGGAAAUCCUCCUCAGUGUUCGGGACCAGAACAGGGUCAGCUGUGGUUCAACGCUCAGAGGAAAGGCCUGUUCAUCUGUGACGGAUUCACAUGGAGGACGCUGCUGCAGAAUAAGGAGCGUUUGGAUUACGUGGAGGACUACCAGGAUCUGUACACCAGCUCGGAAACCUUCGACGUUGAGGUCUUCUCCAUCCCGUCUGAGGGCCUGUUCAUGGCUGCAGCCAACAGGGACUCUCGGCCCGGUUCGGGUAUCUAUAAAUGGAGGAAUGGGUCAUUCCAGCUGUACCAGAACAUCAGCACUCAGGAGGCUCGAGCCUGGAAACACUUCACCAUCGACGACAAGAUUUUCCUGGUGGUGGCGAACUCCAAGGAGACGGAGACUGAGCUGUCGGUCAUCUACCGGUGGAAUCAGCGGCGGCGACGUUUCCUCCGUCACCAGACACUGGAGACUCACUCCGCUCUAGACUGGGAGGCCUUUCAAAUCCACAACGACAGCUUCCUGGUGGUGGCCAAUCACAGACGAGACUCCAACCACAACAUCCACAGUGUGAUCUACUUGUGGAACCCAAACACAAAGCUGUUUGAGGUUAACCAGACUCUGUCCACGUCCGGAGCGUAUGACUGGGAGUUCUUCUCCAUCGGACCGUAUCACUUCCUGGUUGUUGCCAACACCUUUGACGGUCAGAUGACCACCAUCAGCUCCACCGUCUACGUCUGGUUGAACGGCUGCUUCCAGACCUUCCAGAGCAUCCCGACGGUGGGAGCGACGGACUGGGAGGCGUUUCAGAUCGACGGCAGGUUCUUUCUCGCCGUCGCCAACAGUCAGAAGUUUUCAGACCACGGUCCGAGUCUCUACAGCAUCAACUCCACCGUGUACGAACUCAACACGCUCACACAGACCUUCAUCCACUUCCAGGACAUCCUCACACACAGCGCUGUGGACUGGGAGUUCUUCACCAUCGGAGAGGAGAAGUUCUUGGUGGUGGCCAACUCUCACGAUGGCAGCUCAUAUUCCCUGAACAGUGUCGUCUUCAGGUGGCAGGGUUCUGAGGGCUUCGUUCAGGUCCAUAGUCUGCUAACGUCGGGCUGCAGAGACUGGGAACACUUCAGCACAGACGAAGGAUCCUUCCUCAUCUACUCCAGCGCCACCUCCAGGCUCAGCAAGGUCUUCAAACUCAGGACCUACUGAAUCUAACUCCGUCUGACAGCUCGAGCUUGAAAUGCUCGGCAGGAAGUUUUUAAACCAUAAAAACUGGACCAUCAUCGGCUCAGUGACGUCCUCAAACUGCAAGUUUUAGUUUUACAUCCUGACGCCAUUUACUCCAACAACUCCUUCACAACUGACUGAAGACUUCAGAGUUAAAUCCUCAGACCUUUAACCUGUGGAGUCCUGAGUGAGCUGCAUUCACUAGCACCUUUCUUAAACUGUUAAAAAGAAGACAUUUUAGAGCAAAGCAUUCUUUAGGAUUGGAUGGUAUCAUCACGUACGAAGGUGUGCCGGUACUUCCUUUCAGGUUUACAACUAUUUAACCUUCUAAAGGUUUUGGUUUGUAGUCAUGGGUCAACGUUUCUUGUUUUCAGCCGAAGAAUCGUUGGAAGUCAGGCGAGCUGUGACCGUUGCCAGGCUGGGAGGUUUCUCACGUCAUCACAAACAUCAACACAAAGGUCCAAAAACCUGAGCAGGAAGCAGACACUGACAUCGGGGUGGAGUGGGUCUCACUUUCAGCCCCGCAGUGAAACGAUGCAGAAUCACCCACCGCAGCAGGAAAAGGUCACCGGCUGCGAUGACAACACACAACGGAAAAAUCAUUUACUUUAUGAAACGAUAUACAGGAACUCUUCAGUUGGAAAUGUCUUGUUGUGAAAUUGAGACGGACGUUUUCAUUCUGAUGUUAUUGACGAGCUCUCAACUGAAUCCUUCCUGUUAUCUGCUCUCUGCACAGCCACCAGACUCCACUGAUAACAACAGUGAAUUCACCUCCAUCAGUCAGUUUGUGUUAUUGUGUGGAUCCAAAGUCAGUCUGGUGGCUGUGGAAAGAGCACAGAUCAAUAUAAAGGCUUCAGUUGAUUUAUUGAUGGAUUUUAUUCAUUGAUUAUCAGACACGGGAAAAGAAACAAACAAAAUCCAAAGGAUGAAAAUAUUAGAGUGACACCAAAAACACAUUUCACAAAACCUAAAAUUCCUCCAUCAAAACAUUUUUAAUUGUUUUGUUAGCAGUUAGCUGCUUUAGUCGCUAACUAUAGCCGCUGUUAGCUGGUUAGCAGUGCAGCUAACUUAUCUGACCUAUUAGGUGACUCUGCCCCGACUGGGAGCUCAGAGCAUCGGGGCAGUGUCGGUGUUUAACGUUGGACCGCCACACGGUCCCUGUCAGUUAGCAGCAGUUAGCAGUUAGCUCACAGCUACAAGUAAAUCAGUGAACUUAGUAAAUCUCUGAGAGUCGAGGCAGAGACGCUGCACGACAUCUGAGGACAAAACAGAAAAUAUACUUUUUCCCUCUCUGAACAACAACUUCUGGAUAAAAGUCUUACAUAACAUGCUAAUUAGCUACAUUAGCUUCCUCCAGUUUGGACUCUCAGGUGAUCAACAGGUGAAUUUAUGAGUCAAAGUUAAACUAUAAGAAGUUACUUUUCUUAUUAUCCUCUAUCGGUACCGAUCGCUGCGAUCCCACUGAACCGAUUUUAUUCUGAAGGGAUUUUAAACGCUGGUGUGAAUGUGGCAUUAGAGGGGUGUAUUUUCAAAAUAAGUGUACACUUUAUUUUGAAAGUUUCUUUGCAGAGCAAAAGUGACUGAAUCAUUUUCACUGUUUUACUUUCAAGAAUUAUUUAAAGUUGGAAACUGGAAGAAAUAUAAUAAGUUUUUAUAAAUGUAAAUAAUUAAUAAGCUAUAAUAAGAUAUUAAGGGAGAAUAUAUCGCUGAAACCAAAGAAAAGCUUUUUAAAAACCUUUUGUACUCGACUGAUUCUGGUUAAAAAUGAAUAUUAAUAUUACUGUAUGUUCAGAUUUGUGUUGUGAAUUAUGUUUAAAAAACUUCUCUGUUCUGUAAUAAUGUUGAUGAGUCAGAUAUUGAUUUAACAGGAAGUAGUUACAGACAAUAAUAACUAUUAAUAAUGAUAUUUAAAAUAUUAUUAAACAAUAAUUUAUUGUUGUGUUUCGUUAUAAAUCUUAGACGACUAAUAUAUUAUUAUCAAUCUAAUAAUAAUAUUAAAGUUAUUUGAAGCAGAAUCUUUGUAUUAUCUGAUGUUGUUUCACUCAAGGAUUUAUUUCCUGCUCCAGUUUGGUUUUAUUUCCCUAUAAUGUCAUCCAUAUUUAUAUAUUUAUACAUCAAUAUAUUGUGAUAA